Babesia bovis T2Bo is the source of this 694-nucleotide messenger RNA. RefSeq names its product Iron-sulfur cluster assembly scaffold family protein. The record is from RefSeq and is a predicted model, not a curated record. Gene Ontology annotation, cellular component: cytoplasm; mitochondrial matrix. Bases 133 to 615 code for a protein of 160 amino acids. Gene Ontology annotation, molecular function: 2 iron, 2 sulfur cluster binding; ferrous iron binding. The transcript has a single exon. Gene Ontology annotation, biological process: iron-sulfur cluster assembly; intracellular iron ion homeostasis. Lineage: Eukaryota; Apicomplexa; Aconoidasida; Piroplasmida; Babesiidae.
AUCCAAUGUUUUAUUCGUAUUUUGCUAUUUCCACGUUGAGCUAUAAAAUUAGGAUCAUAAAUCUUGUAUUGUAUGAAGCACUCACAAGAUUGCUAACUCCACACAGUUUUUAUCGUAACAACAAUAGAUAUAAUGCAAUACAUUAAUGUUAUCAGUGAUAUCCGAGGGAUUAGAAGGCUGUGCCGAAGGUUUUACAGUCCUGAAGUAAAGGAUCACUUCUAUAAACCACGCAAUGUUGGCAGUUUUGACAAGAAUGACCCAAAUGUUGGAACCGCUGUUGUUGGAAAAGCUGCGUGUGGAGAUGUUAUCAAAUUCCAAGUACGAGUUGAAGACGGAGUGAUAAAGGACGCAUGCUUCAAAACUUUCGGUUGCGGUUCUGCUAUUGCCAGUAGCUCGUAUGUAACUGAAUUGAUCAAAGGUAAGACCUGUGCAGAAGCUGAGUCUAUUAAGAACACGGAUAUAUCAGAAGUGUUAAAGUUACCGCCAGUGAAGGUACACUGCAGUUUGUUAGCGGAAGAUGCCGUUAAGAUGGCUCUGAAGGAUUACAAUUCAAAACAGAACAAACAUAGCGAUGAUAAUGACUGUUCACAGGCCACCGACGUUGGCGGCAAAUGAUUGUUUCAUCAACUCAACAAUCUAGAUUCAAUGGAAUGUCAAUUCAUGAAACGUUCUAGUAUCAAUAGACACAAUCAAU